UGUUUUCUCCUCGUCGCGGCCGCGAGAGGAGACGGUUUAUUUAUUUUUCUGUAUGGGCGGCUUUUUGUGCGGGGGAAUGUAGAGGGAUACGGCUGGGAAGGGAACUGAGUUAGCGGAGGUCGGUAAGGUCGCGAUGUGAGCUACGGUCGUUGAUGAAGUAGGAGUGAAUCCAUCGUAAUGACGGACCACAGGACGGAGUAGAGGCCGGAAAGCCAAAGAGAAAACACCGUCAGAACAUUCAAGCCUUUGAGUUUGAAGCAAUUUCUUGAACGAGAAAACAUUUUUCCAAGUCGAAUAAGUAUUCCGAGUCCCGCCUUGCGUUGCCAUCGUGUGAAGUAGCGACAUCACACUCUACAGAUGUUCUCGUGACGUCACGAAGUGACUUUGUUAUUGAGGUUAUGUUAUUGGAAGGUGUCUGUGUCAGUGUUGACACUUUGCAAAACGUCCUUUCUUAGUUAACUGCGAUUGCUUGUUUAAGAACCAGAUUGUUUGUAAGCUACAUAUCAAGUCUUUGCUGUUUUCGCAAAAUGGGUAAACACGAAGUCGGGACACCCAAAUACAUCGCAAAUAAAAUAAAAGCCAAGGGUCUGCAGAAGCUACGCUGGUAUUGUCAGAUGUGUCAAAAACAGUGCAGAGAUGAGAAUGGAUUCAAGUGUCACACAAUGUCCGAGUCCCACCACAGACAGUUGCUACUCUUUGCUGAUAAUGCCAACAAGUACAUGGAUCAAUUUUCCAAGGAAUUUUCCCAUGGAUUCUUACAGCUGUUGAAACGCCAGUUUGGAACCAAACGUGUACCAGCGAAUAGGGUGUAUCAGGAGUACAUUGCAGAUCGAACUCACAUACACAUGAAUGCUACCAUGUGGCUCACGCUAACUGGAUAUAUAAAAUGGUUGGGUAGAACUGGUAAAUGUGUUGUCGAUGAAACAGAGAAAGGUUGGUUUGUGACGUACAUAGACAGAGAUCCUGAUACCUUGGCUGCUCAAGAGAAAAAAGAAAAGAAAGAGAAAAUGGACAAGGAUGAUCAAGAGAGGAUGAUGGAAUUCAUUGAAAAGCAAGUUAAAAAAGGAAAAACUACUGAUGAUGGCACAGAGGAAUUUAAGCAACCACUUGCAAGACCAGAAGAUGAUGCUCCACUUGUGCUUGAACUUAAAUUAAAGCCCAAAAAAGUGUUACCCUUACAACCAGUUUUGGCUAUAAAGAAAGAGCCAAAUUUAGUAAAAGUUAAAGAAGAACCUCUGAGUGAUGAUGAACAGAGCACAAGUAGUUCUGGAAAAGAAAAACAAUUGCCAAAACGAAAAAGUACAGACAAGGAUACAAGUGUAUCAUCUAAAAAAUCGAGAAUAGACAGUGAGAGUGAGGAUGAAAAAGACAAAUUCAAAGGUUGGCUCAGAAAAGAUUUAUCAGUCAAGGUUGUCACUAAAUCUCUUGGAGAUAAAUAUUACAAAGCUAAAGGAACAGUUGAGGAAGUGAUGGAUGCUAAUUGUUUUAUUGGGAAAAUUAAAUUGAAAUCACCUGAAGAUGUAGAAGGACAUGUUAUUAAGAUAGAUCAGGAAUAUCUUGAAACAGUAAUCCCAUCAAUUGGCAGAGAUGUCAUGGUUUUGUGGGGUAAAUACAAUGGUGAAAUUGCUACCGUUGAAAAAGUGAGAAUCGAUGAUUUUUGUGUUGACAUUGAGUUAAAAGAAAGAAGAAAAUUAUUAAAAAGAAUUCCUUAUGAACAGAUAUGCAAGUACAUAGGUUGAUAUUUUAUGACUAAACAAAUUUCAUUUAUGUGUGAUGACGCUGUAAAUACAUAUUAUAUAUAUAAGAACUAAAUAAAUGAAUUUUUUUAAAGAA
Nasonia vitripennis (jewel wasp) is the source of this 1833-nucleotide messenger RNA. RefSeq names its product DNA/RNA-binding protein KIN17 (gene kin17). Gene Ontology annotation, molecular function: double-stranded DNA binding. Gene Ontology annotation, cellular component: nucleus. The record is from RefSeq and is a predicted model, not a curated record. Gene Ontology annotation, biological process: DNA damage response; DNA replication. NCBI's taxonomy places the organism in Eukaryota, Metazoa, Arthropoda, Insecta, Hymenoptera, Pteromalidae. The transcript has a single exon. Bases 528 to 1739 code for a protein of 403 amino acids.